Acomys russatus (golden spiny mouse) is the source of this 16825-nucleotide messenger RNA. RefSeq names its product AHNAK nucleoprotein (gene Ahnak). The coding region runs from base 274 to 15972 and encodes 5232 amino acids. Gene Ontology annotation, biological process: regulation of RNA splicing. Gene Ontology annotation, cellular component: cytoplasm; nucleus. The record is from RefSeq and is a predicted model, not a curated record. Gene Ontology annotation, molecular function: protein binding. NCBI's taxonomy places the organism in Eukaryota, Metazoa, Chordata, Mammalia, Rodentia, Muridae. The transcript has 8 exons.
CGCCUCCGCGCGCGGGGGCCCGGCCACUUGGAGCAGCUCUGCCGCGGGGACUGCACUGUCUGCCCUGCCAGACCCGCCCCGACUGGGGCUCGCCGUCGCCAGCAGUCUCAGCACUGCGACCUCGGGCCCUACGCUGGCUAUGGCUGUGUCCCAGGGCUGAGCCCGCAGGUUGUGUGACCGAGAUUCCCAACAAGAGAGAGACUGGCACAGGAAGAGAAGGAGGAGGGGCGGGCUCCUGGCAAGGCGUUUUCUUCUGAAUAGAGUCCUGCAAAGAUGGAGAAGGAGGAGGAGACAACACGGGAGCUACUGCUGCCUAACUGGCAGGGAAGUGGCUCCCACGGGCUCACCAUUGCCCAGAGGGACGAUGGAGUCUUUGUACAGGAGGUGGUGCAGAACUCCCCCGCGGCUCGCACCGGGGUGGUCAAGGAGGGGGACCAGAUCGUGGGUGCCACCAUCUACUUUGACAACCUGCAAUCUGGUGAGGUGACCCAUCUGUUAAACACCAUGGGGCAUCACACUGUUGGCUUGAAACUGCACCGGAAGGGGGACCGUUCCCCCGAGCCUGGACAGACCUGGACCCAGGACGUCUUCAGCUCCCGUGGCUCUGAAGUCGUUCUGAGCGGGGCUGAUGAGGACUACCAGCGCAUCUACACCACAAAGAUCAAGCCACGCCUGAGGUCAGAGGAUGGAGUAGAGGGGGACCUUGGGGAGACCCAGAGCCGUACCAUCACAGUGACCAGAAGGGUCACAGCCUACACUGUGGAUGUGACCGGUCGAGAAGGGGUGAAGGACAUUGACAUCAGCAGCCCCGAGUUCAUGAUCAAGAUACCAAGACAUGAAGUGACUGAAAUCUCCAACAGAGACGUGGAAACCCAGUCUGGGAAGACAGUGAUCAGACUGCCUUCAGGAUCUGGGGCAGCCUCUCCAGCCGCAGGCUCUGCCGUGGAUAUCCGGGCAGGUGCCAUUUCUGCUUCAGGGCCAGAGUUCGAAGGUGCCGGGCACUCAAAUUUCCAGGUCACUGUGCCUGGGAUAAAGGUGGGAAGCCCGGGCGUGAAUGUCAAAGCAAAAGGCUUGGACUUGGGUGGCAAAGGAGGGAACCAAGUUCCAGGAGUGGACAUCUCGUCUUCUCUUGGGGCUGGCUCAGUAGAGGUACGGGGUCCCUCCCUCCAGAGUGGCGACAUUGGGAAAAUUAAAAUUCCUACCAUGAAGAUGCCAAAAUUUGGUGUCUCAGCAGGCCCAGAGGGACAGAUACCAGAGGCAGGGAUGAAUGUUUCUGCACCUGAGUUCUCUGUGGGGCACAAGGGUGAGAAGCUAGGCUUGACCAUGGCUGAGAACAUCCAGGCCCCUCAUCUGGAAGUCAGUACCUCCUCUGUCAAUACUGAGGGGCUUGAAGGGAAGCUAAAGGGUCCCCAGAUCACUGGGCCGUCAUCACUUGAGGGUGACUUAGGCUUGAAAGGUACCAAGCUGCAAGGGAGCAUAGGAAUAGAUGCCUGUGCUUCUAAAAUCAAGGGCGACAUCACUGGUCCCAGUGUGGAAAUUCAAAGCCCUGAUGUUGAUGUUCAUGGGCUAGGGGGCAAACUCAACGUGCCCAAGAUGAAAGUCCCUAAGUUCUGUGCAUCGGGUUCAAAGGGAGAGGGGGUCGGCAUUGAUGUGGCACUGCCUGCAGGUGAAGUGACCCUUCCUGGGGUCUCUGGGGAAGUCAGUGUGCCUGAGAUUGCUACUGGUGGGCUAGAAGGGAAGAUGAAGGGUGCUAAAGUCAAGACUCCUGAAAUGAUUGUCCAGAAACCUAAACUCUCCAUGCAGGAUGUGGAUCUGAGCCUCGGGUCCUGUAAACUGAAAGGCGACAUGAAGGUGUCUGUUCCUGAGAUGAAAGGUGAUGUUAAAGGCCCUCAGGUGUCAGUUAAAGGUUCCAGGGUGGACAUAGAGACACCAGACUUAGAGGGGCCCUUGACAAGCCCCAAGCUCAGCAGCCCUUCUGGAAAAAUAGGGGCCUGUAGGAUUUCUAUGGCAGAUGUAGACUUAAAUGUAGCUGCACCGAAAGUGAAAGGGGGUGUAGAUGUCAUGCUCCCCAAAGUAGAAGGGAAAGCCAAAGUCCCCGAUGUUGACAUCAAAGGCCCCAAAAUGGAUAUCAGUGCUCCAGACGUGGAAGUUCAUGGCCCAGAAUGGAACUUGAAAACGCCCAAGAUGAAGAUGCCUAAGUUCAAUGUCCCAGGAGACAAAGGAGAGGGCCCAGAUGUAGAUGUGACUCUACCUAAAGGAGCUAUCAGUAUUUCAGGGCCUAAGGUCAAUGUAGAAGCCCCAGAUAUCAACAUAGAGGGUCUGGGUGGCAAACUUGAAGGUCCUGAUGUUACUCUGCCUGACCUAAGUGUUAAGACGCCAAAGAUUUCUAUGCCUGAUGUGGACCUGCACAUCAAAGGUGCAAAGGUGAAGGGAGAGUUUGACGUAGCAACACCAAAGCUUGAGGGAGAACUGAAAGGCCCCAAAGUGGACAUUGAUACCCCAGAAGUGGAUGCUCAUGGCCUAGACUUGAAGAUACCCAAGAUGAAAGUGCCCAAGUUUAGUGUGCCAGGGUUCAAAGCAGAAGGCCCAGAAGUGGAUGUGAGCCUGCCAAACGCAGGUAUGGACGUUUCUAGCCCUAAGGUGGAGGUCAGUGGUCCAGAUGUUAGCAUUGAAGGACCAGAAGGGAAGUUGAAAGGACAUAAGUUUAAGAUGCCUGAGAUGAACAUCAGAGCGCCAAAGAUUUCCAUGCCAGAUGUGGACUUACACUUAAAAGGCCCCAGUGUAAAGGGACAAUAUGAUGUCACAGUGCCGGGGCAUGAAGGUGAGAUUAAAGUUCCUGAUGUUGAACUUAAAAGUGCUAAAGUGGACAUUGAUGUCCCAAAUGUGGAUGUCCAAGGUCCCGAAUGGCACAUGAAGAUGCCCAAGAUGAAAAUGCCUAAGUUCGGCAUGCCAGGCGUCAAGGCAGAGAGCCCAGAAAUGGAGGUGAACCUUCCUAAGGCUGACAUUGAUGUCUCAGGACCCAAGGUGGGUGCCAAAGCUCCAGAUGUGAGCAUCGAAGGACCUGAGGGAAAGCUGAAAGGUCCUAAGCUGAAGAUGCCUGAGAUGAACAUCAAAGCCCCCAAGAUCUCCAUGCCUGAUGUAGAUUUGCACAUGAAAGGCCCCAAAGUAAAAGGAGAGUAUGGUGUCACAGUGCCAAAGCUGGAAGGAGACCUGAAAGGCCCCAAAGUAGAUGUCAGCGCCCCAGAUGUUGACAUUCAUGGUCCUGACUGGAGCUUGAAAAUGCCAAAGAUUAAAAUGCCCAAAUUCAGCAUGCCUAGUCUCAAAGGAGAAGGCCCAGAGUUGGAUGUGAACUUGCCCAAGGCUGAUGUGGAUGUUUCUGUACCAAAGCUAGAUAUUAGUGCCCCAGACUUGAACCUCGAGGGAAUGGAAGGGAAGUUGAAAGGCCCCAAGUUUAAGAUGACUGAGAUGCAUUUUAAGGCUCCAAAAGUGUCCCUACCAGAUGUGGACCUGGAUAUCAAAGGACCCAAAGUGAAGGGAAAUCUAGACAUGUCUGCACCAAAAAUAGAGGGAGAGAUGAAAGUUCCAGAUGUGGACAUUAAAGGUCCGAAUGUAGAUAUUAAAGUGCCGGAUGUGGAAGGUCAAGGCCCAGACUGGAGCUUGAAAAUGCCGAAGAUGAAAAUGCCCAAGUUUAGCAUGCCUUCUCUCAAAGGUGAGGGCCCAGAUGUGGACAUGAGCCUGCCUAAGGCUAACAUUGAUGUUUCAGGACCUAAAGUUGACAUCGAAACCUCAGAUGUGAGCCUUGAGGGCCCAGAAGGGAAGCUGAGAGGCCCCAAGUUCAAGAUGCCUGAGAUGCACUUCAAAGCCCCUAAGGUCUCCAUGCCUGAUGUGGACUUAAAUUUGAAAGGUCCCAAAGUCAAGGGAGACAUGGAAGUGACAGUACCUAAGGUAGAAGGUGAAAUGAAAAUUCCAGAUGUGGACAUUAAAGGGCCCAAAGUGGACAUUGACGCUCCAGAUGUUGAAGUUCAUGGACCAGACUGGCACCUGAAAAUGCCCAAGAUGAAAAUGCCCAAGUUCAGCAUGCCUGGCUUCAAAGCAGAGGGUCCAGACGUAGAUGUGAACCUACCCAAGGCUGACAUUGAUGUCUCAGGACCCAAAGUGGACAUUGAGGCCCCAGAUGUGAGCAUCGAGGGACCAGAAGGGAAGCUGAAGGGCCCCAAGUUUAAGAUGCCUGAGAUGCACUUCAAAGCCCCUAAGGUCUCCAUGCCUGAUGUGGACUUAAAUAUUAAAGGGCCCAAAGGAAAAGCAGAUGUAGAUGUAUCAUUGCCUGAGGUAGAGGGCAAAGUAAAAGUGCCAGAUGUGGACAUUAAAGGACCCAAGGUUGACAUUGACGCUCCAGAUGUUGAAGUUCAUGGCCCAGACUGGCACCUGAAGAUGCCUAAAAUGAAAAUGCCCAAGUUCAGCAUGCCUGGCUUCAAAGCAGAGGGCCCCGAAAUGGAUGUGAACCUACCCAAGGCUGACAUUGAUGUCUCAGGACCCAACGUGGACGUUGAUGUUCCACAUGUGAAUCUUGAGGGUCCAGAUGCAAAACUAAAAGGCCUGAAAUUUAAGAUGCCAGAAAUGAAUAUAAAACCUCAGAAGAUCUCCAUGCCAGAUGUUAGCUUGAACUUGAAAGGCCCUAAAGUAAAAGGAGACUAUGAUGUGUCAGUUCCAAAAGUGGGAGGGGAAAUAAAAGCCCCUGUUGUUGACAUCAAAGGCCCCAAAGUAGAGGCACCAGAUGUUGAAGUUCAUGGCCCAGACUGGCACCUGAAGAUGCCCAAGGUGAAAAUGCCCAAGUUCAGCAUGCCUGGUUUCAAAGGAGAGGGUCCGGAAGUGGAUGUGAACCUACCCAAGGCUGACAUUGAUGUCUCAGGACCCAAAGUGGACAUUGAUACUCCUGACUUGGAUAUUGAAGGACCAGAAGGAAAACUGAAAGGCUCCAAAUUUAAGAUGCCCAAGUUGAAUAUCAAGGCUCCCAAGAUCUCCAUGCCAGAUGUGGACUUGAAUUUAAAGGGGCCCAAACUGAAAGGAGAGAUAGAUGCUUCUGUGCCAGAAGUACAAGCUGAUCUCAGAGGUCCUCAAGUUGAUGUUAAAGGCCCCAACAUGGAUGUGACAGUGCCAGAUGUUGACCUGGAAUGUCCGGAUGCAAAGUUGAAAGGCCCCAAGUUCAAGAUGCCAGAGAUGCACUUCAAGGCCCCUAAGAUCUCCAUGCCUGAUGUGGACUUGCACUUGAAAGGCCCUAAAGUCAAGGGGGACAUGGACGUGACAGUACCCAAGAUAGAAGGUGAAGUGAAAGCUGAUAUUGAUGUCUCAGGACCCAAAGUGGACAUUGAGGUUCCUGAUGUGAGCAUUGAAGGACCAGAAGGGAAACUAAAGGGCCCCAAGUUCAAGAUGCCUGAUAUGCAUUUCAAGGCCCCCAAGAUCUCCAUGCCUGAUGUAGACUUACACUUGAAAAGCCCUAAAGUAAAAGGUGACAUGGAUGUGACAGUUCCCAAACUGGAAGGAGAUUUGAAAGGCUCUAGUAUAGAUGUAGAGAUGCCAGAUGUUGACCUGGAAUGUCCGGAUGCAAAGUUGAAGGGCCCCAAGUUCAAGAUGCCGGAGAUGCACUUCAAGACCCCUAAGAUCUCCAUGCCUGAUGUGGACUUACACUUGAAAGGCCCCAAAGUCAAGGGGGACAUGGACGUGACUGUGCCAAAAUUAGAGGGAGAAUUAAAAGGCCCCAGUGUGGAUGUGGAAGUACCAGAUGUUGACCUGGAAUGUCCGGAUGCAAAGUUGAAGGGCCCUAAGUUCAAGAUGCCUGAGAUGCACUUCAAGGCCCCUAAGAUCUCCAUGCCUGAUGUGGACUUACACUUGAGAGGCCCCAAAGUCAAGGGGGACAUGGACGUGACAGUACCCAAGAUAGAAGGUGAAGUGAAAGUGCCAGAUGUGGACAUCAAAGGCCCCAAAGUGGACAUUAAUACCCCAGAUGUGGAUGUUCAUGGCCCAGACUGGCAUCUGAAGAUGCCCAAGAUGAAAAUGCCCAAGUUCAGCAUGCCUGGCUUCAAAGGAGAGGGCCCAGAAGUGGAUGUAAACUUGCCCAAGGCUGACAUUGAUGUCUCAGGACCCAAGGUGGAUGUUGAGGUUCCUGAUGUGAGCAUUGAAGGACCAGAAGGGAAACUGAAAGGCCCCAAGUUUAAGAUGCCUGAUAUGCACUUCAAGGCCCCCAAGAUCUCCAUGCCCGAUGUUGAUUUCAACUUAAAGGGUCCUAAAAUCAAAGGAGAUAUUGAUGUUUCGGUCCCAAAGCUUGAGGGAGAAGUAAAGAGUCCAGAACUGGAUAUCAAAGGCCCCAAAUUAGAUGCUGACAUACCAGAAGUUGCUGUGGAAGGCCCAGAAGGCAAAUGGAAAAGCCCCAAGUUCAAGAUGCCAGACAUGCACUUUAAAACUCCCAAAAUCUCCAUGCCAGACAUUGAUCUUCACCUAAAGAGUCCAAAGAUAAAGGGAGAGGUGGAUGUAGAUGUUCCCAAAUUGGAAGGAGACCUUAAAGGACCAAAUGUGAAUGUGAGAGGGCCAGACAUUGAGAUUGAAGGACCAGAGGGCAAAUUGAAAGGACCUAAGUUCAAGAUGCCUGAGAUGAACAUCAAGGCACCCAAGAUCUCUAUGCCUGACUUAGACUUACAUCUUAAAGGUCCUAAAGUGAAGGGUGAUGUGGAUGUUUCCCUGCCCAAAGUGGAAGGUGACCUCAAAGGGCCAGAGGUUGACAUCAAAGGCCCCAAAGUAGAUCUCAGUGCUCCAGAUGUGGAUGUUCAUGGCCCAGACUGGCACCUGAAGAUGCCCAAGAUGAAAAUGCCCAAGUUCAGCAUGCCUGGCUUCAAAGCAGAGAGCCCUGAAGUGGAUGUGAACCUACCCAAGGCUGACAUUGAUGUCUCAGGACCCAAAGUGGACAUUGAGGUUCCAGAUGUGAAUCUUGAGGGUCCAGAUGCAAAACUGAAGGGUCCCAAGUUCAAGAUGCCUGAGAUGAACAUCAAAGCGCCCAAGAUCUCCAUGCCUGACAUUGAUCUGCAUCUGAAAGGUCCAAAAUUGAAAGGUGAUGUGGACGUGUCUCUGCCCAAAGUGGAAGGUGAUUUCAAAGGCCCAGAAGUGGAUAUUACAGGCCCCAAAGUGGACAUUGAGGUUCCUGAUGUCAGCAUUGAGGGGCCAGAAGGGAAGUUGAAAGGCCCUAAAUUCAAGAUGCCUGAGAUGAACAUCAAAGCUCCCAAGAUCUCCAUGCCUGACAUUGGCUUAAACCUGAAAGGCCCCAAAGUGAAGGGUGAUGUGGAUGUGUCUCUGCCCAAAGUGGAAGGUGAGAUUAAAGUGCCUGAAGUGGACAUCAAAGGCCCCAAAGUGGAACUCAGUGCUCCAGAUGUGGAUGUUCAUGGCCCAGACUGGCACCUGAAGAUGCCCAAGGUGAAAAUGCCCAAGUUCAGCAUGCCUGGCUUCAAAGGAGAGGGUCCUGAAGUGGAUGUGAACCUACCCAAGGCUGACAUUGAUGUCUCAGGACCCAAAGUGGACAUUGAGGUUCCAGAUGUCAGCAUUGAGGGGCCAGAAGGGAAGUUGAAAGGCCCUAAAUUCAAGAUGCCUGAGAUGAACAUCAAAGCUCCCAAGAUCUCCAUGCCUGACAUUGAUCUUAACCUGAAAGGCCCCAAAGUGAAGGGUGAUGUGGACGUGUCUCUGCCCAAAGUGGAAGGUGAGAUUAAAGUUCCUGAAGUGGACAUCAAAGGCCCCAAAGUGGACAUUGACGCUCCAGAUGUGGAUGUUCAUGGCCCAGACUGGCACCUGAAGAUGCCCAAGGUGAAAAUGCCCAAGUUCAGCAUGCCUGGCUUCAAAGCAGAGGGCCCUGAAGUGGAUGUGAACCUACCCAAGGCUGACAUUGAUGUCUCAGGACCCAAAAUGGACAUUGAGGUUCCAGAUGUGAAUCUUGAAGGUCCAGAUGCAAAACUGAAGGGUCCUAAGUUCAAGAUGCCAGAGAUGAACAUCAAGGCUCCUAAGAUCACAAUGCCUGACUUGGACCUAAAUAUUAAAGGCCCCAAAGUGAAAGGAGAUGUGGAUGUUUCACUUCCAAAUGUAGAGGGUGAUUUGAAAGAGCCUUCUCUUGACAUAAAGGGCCCCAAAUUAGAUGUCAGUGCUCCAGAUAUUGACAUUCAUGGUCCUGAGGGCAAAUUGAAAGGUCCUAAACUGAAAAUGCCUGACAUGCAUGUAAACAUGCCCAAGAUCUCUAUGCCAGAAAUCGACUUGAAUUUGAAGGGCUCAAAGCUCAAGGGAGAUGUUGAUAUCUCUGGACCCAAGUUGGAGGGUGACAUUAAAACUCCCAAGUUAGAGGUGAAGGUCCCAGAAGUGGACAUUUCUGCUCCUAAGGUCAAUAUUGAUGGGAAAUCAAAGAAAUCUCGUUUUAAGCUUCCUAAAUUUAAUUUUUCUGGGUCCAAAGUUCAGACACCUGAAGUGGAUGUCAAAGUUAAGAAGCCAGAUGUUGAUGUAACAGCUCCAAAAGUUGAUAUUAGUGCUCCAGAAGUUGAAGUCCAAGGGAAAGUGAAAGGAACAAAGUUCAAAAUGCCUUUCCUGAGCAUUUCAUCUCCCAAAGUCUCCAUGCCUGAUGUGGAGCUAAACUUGAAAGGCCCUAAAGUCAAAGGAGACUUAGAUGUAGCAGGCCCAAAUUUAGAAGGAGACUUUAAAGGUCCCAAAGUGGAUAUUAAAGCACCAGAAGUGCAUCUUAAUGCACCUGAUGUGGACGUUCAUGGUCCAGAGUGGAAUCUGAAGAUGCCCAAGAUGAAAAUGCCCAAGUUCAGUGUGUCUGGAUUGAAAGCGGAGGGGCCUGAUGUGGACUUGCCAAAGGGAGAAAUCAAUAUAGAAGGUCCAAGUAUGAAUAUUGAGGGCACAGAACUCAAUGUAGAAUGUCCAGAGGGAAGCAUAAAAGGCCCUAAAUUCAAGAUGCCAGAGAUGAACAUCAAAGCUCCCAAGAUCUCUAUGCCUGACAUUGACUUUAACCUAAAAGGCCCAAAAGUGAAGGGUGAUGUAGAUGUUUCUAUUCCCAAAUUAGAAGGGGAUAUUAAAGGACCAGAGGUUGACAUCAAAGGCCCUAAAGUGGACAUUGACGCUCCAGAUGUUGAUGUUCAUGGCCCAGACUGGCACCUGAAGAUGCCCAAGGUGAAAAUGCCCAAGUUCAGCAUGCCUGGCUUCAAAGGAGAGGGCCCUGAAGUGGAUGUGAACCUACCCAAGGCUGACAUUGAUGUCUCAGGACCCAAAGUGGACAUUGAGGUUCCAGAUGUGAAUCUUGAGGGUCCAGAUGCAAAACUGAAGGGUCCCAAGUUCAAGAUGCCUGAGAUGAACAUCAAAGCGCCCAAGAUCUCCAUGCCUGACAUUGAUCUGCAUCUGAAAGGUCCAAAAUUGAAAGGUGAUGUGGACGUGUCUCUGCCCAAAGUGGAAGGUGACUUCAAAGGCCCAGAAGUGGAUAUUACAGGCCCCAAAGUGGACAUUGAGGUUCCUGAUGUCAGCAUUGAGGGGCCAGAAGGGAAGUUGAAAGGCCCUAAAUUCAAGAUGCCUGAGAUGAACAUCAAAGCUCCCAAGAUCUCCAUGCCUGACAUUGGCUUAAACCUGAAAGGCCCCAAAGUGAAAGGUGAUGUGGACGUGUCUCUGCCCAAAGUGGAAGGUGAGAUUAAAGUGCCUGAAGUGGACAUCAAAGGCCCCAAAGUGGACAUUGACGCUCCAGAUGUGGAUGUUCAUGGCCCAGACUGGCACCUGAAGAUGCCCAAGGUGAAAAUGCCCAAGUUCAGCAUGCCUGGUUUCAAAGGAGAGGGUCCUGAAGUGGAUGUGAACCUACCCAAGGCUGACAUUGAUGUCUCAGGACCCAAAGUGGACAUUGAAGUUCCAGAUGUGAGUAUUGAAGGUCCAGAUGCAAAACUGAAGGGUCCUAAGUUCAAGAUGCCAGAGAUGAACAUCAAAGCGCCCAAGAUCUCCAUGCCUGACAUUGAUCUUAACCUGAAAGGCCCCAAAGUGAAGGGUGAUGUGGACGUGUCUCUGCCCAAAGUGGAAGGUGAGAUUAAAGUUCCUGAAGUGGACAUCAAAGGCCCCAAAGUGGACAUUGACGCUCCAGAUGUUGAUGUUCAUGGUCCUGAUUGGCACCUGAAGAUGCCCAAAAUAAAAAUGCCCAAGUUCAGCAUGCCUGGCUUCAAAGGAGAGGGCCCUGAAGUGGAUGUGAACCUACCCAAGGCUGACAUUGAUGUCUCAGGACCCAAAGUGGACAUUGAGGCCCCAGAUGUGAAUCUUGAAGGUCCAGAUGCAAAACUGAAGGGUCCCAAGUUCAAGAUGCCAGAGAUGAACAUCAAAGCUCCCAAGAUCUCCAUGCCUGAUUUGCAUCUUAAAGGCCCCAAAGUGAAGGGUGAUGUGGACGUGUCACUGCCCAAAGUGGAAGGUGACCUGAAAGGGCCAGAGGUUGACAUCAAAGGCCCCAAAAUAGACAUCAAUGCCCCAGAUGUGGAUGUUCAUGGUCCUGACUGGCACCUGAAGAUGCCCAAAGUAAAAAUGCCUAAGUUCAGCAUGCCUGGCUUCAAAGGAGACGGUCCUGAAGUGGAUGCUAAUUUGCCUAAAGCUGACAUUAGUGUCUCUGGCCCCAAGGUGGACAUCGACACUCCUGACAUUGACAUUCAUGGGCCAGAAGGGAAACUGAAGGGCCCCAAGUUUAAAAUGCCUGAUCUCCACCUUAAGGCACCCAAGAUCUCAAUGCCAGACAUUGAUUUAAAUCUGAAAGGCCCAAAAGUGAAGGGUGAUGUGGAUGUGUCUCUGCCCAAAGUGGAAGGAGACAUCAAAGGGCCAGAUGUGGACAUCAAAGGCCCUAAAGUGGACAUCAAUGCCCCAGAUGUGGAUGUUCAUGGUCCAGACUGGCACCUGAAGAUGCCCAAGGUGAAAAUGCCCAAGUUCAGCAUGCCUGGCUUCAAAGGAGAGGGCCCUGAAGUGGAUGUGAACCUACCCAAGGCUGACAUUGAUGUCUCAGGACCCAAAGUGGACAUUGAGGUUCCAGAUGUGAAUCUUGAAGGUCCAGAUGCAAAACUGAAGGGUCCCAAGUUCAAGAUGCCUGAGAUGAACAUCAAAGCGCCCAAGAUCUCCAUGCCUGACAUUGAUCUGCAUCUGAAAGGUCCAAAAUUGAAAGGUGAUGUGGACGUGUCUCUGCCCAAAGUGGAAGGUGACUUCAAAGGCCCAGAGGUGGAUAUUACAGGCCCCAAAGUGGACAUUGACGCUCCAGAUGUGGAUGUUCAUGGUCCUGAUUGGCACCUGAAGAUGCCCAAGAUGAAAAUGCCCAAGUUCAGCAUGCCUGGCUUCAAAGCAGAGGGCCCUGAAGUGGAUGUGAACCUACCCAAGGCUGACAUUGAUGUCUCAGGACCCAAAGUGGACAUUGAGGUUCCAGAUGUGGAUGUUGGCAUGUCAAGUGUGAAAGCGAAGGGUCCCAAAUUUAAGAUGCCUGAGAUGAACAUCAAAGCACCUAAAAUCUCUAUGCCUGACUUUGAUUUGCAUCUUAAGGGUCCUAAGGUGAAGGGAGAUGUGGAUGCCUCCCUGCCUAAAAUGGAAGGUGAACUAAAGGGCUCUGGUAUUGACAUCAAGGGCCCCAGUGUGGAUAUUGACACUCCUGAUGUCAAUAUUGAAGGUCCAGAAGGAAAAUUAAAAGGACCCAAAUUUAAAAUGCCAGACAUGCACAUCAAAGCUCCCAAGAUUUCCAUGCCUGACUUUGACUUAAACCUUAAAGGGCCUAAGGUAAAAGGAGAUGUGGAUAUUGCACUCCCUAAGGUUGAAGGUGAUCUCAAAGGGCCAGAGAUAGACAUUGAGGGUCCUGAAGGAAAACUAAAAGGUCCCAAAUUUAAGGUGCCAGAUGUCCAUUUCAAAACUCCACAAAUCUCAAUGAGUGACAUUGAUUUGAACAUGAAAGGACCCAAGGUAAAGGGAGAUUUGGACAUCUCUAUUCCUAAACUAGAAGGAGAUUUGAAAGGUCCCAAAGUGGAUGUGAAAGGCCCUAAAUUGGACAUCGACACUCCUGACAUUGACAUUCAUGGGCCAGAAGGGAAACUGAAGGGCCCCAAGUUUAAAAUGCCUGAUCUCCACCUUAAGGCACCCAAGAUCUCAAUGCCAGAGGUUGACUUAAAUCUCAAAGGGCCAAAAGUGAAGGGUGAUUUAGAUGUUUCUCUGCCAAAAGUGGAAGGUGACCUCAAAGGCCCUGAAAUUGACAUUAAAGGCCCUAAAGUGGACAUUAAUGCCCCAGAUGUGGAUGUUCAUGGCCCAGACUGGCACCUGAAGAUGCCCAAGGUGAAAAUGCCCAAGUUCAGCAUGCCUGGCUUCAAAGGAGAGGGCCCUGAAGUGGAUGUGAACCUACCCAAGGCUGACAUUGAUGUCUCAGGACCCAAAGUGGACAUUGAGGUUCCAGAUGUGAAUCUUGAGGGUCCAGAUAUGAAAUUGAAAGGCCCUAAAUUCAAGAUGCCUGAGAUGAACAUCAAAGCUCCCAAGAUCUCCAUGCCUGACAUUGGCUUAAACCUGAAAGGCCCCAAAGUGAAGGGUGAUGUGGACGUGUCUCUGCCCAAAGUGGAAGGUGAGAUUAAAGUGCCUGAAGUGGACAUCAAAGGCCCCAAAGUGGACAUUGACGCUCCAGAUGUGGAUGUUCAUGGCCCAGACUGGCACCUGAAGAUGCCCAAGGUGAAAAUGCCCAAGUUCAGCAUGCCUGGCUUCAAAGCAGAGGGCCCUGAAGUGGAUGUGAACCUACCCAAGGCUGACAUUGAUGUCUCAGGACCCAAAAUGGACAUUGAGGUUCCAGAUGUGAAUCUUGAGGGUCCAGAUAUGAAAGUGAAGGGUCCUAAGUUCAAGAUGCCUGAGAUGAACAUCAAGGCUCCCAAGAUCUCCGUGCCGGGUGUUGAUCUCGAGCUAAAAGGCCCCAAAGUAAAAGGAGAUUUUGAUGGGUCUGUUCCUAAGAUUGAAGGUACUCUCAAGGGACCUGAGAUAGACCUGAAAGGUUCUGGUUUGGAUUUUGAAGGCCCUGAUGCUAAACUUAGUGGCCCUAACUUGAAGAUGCCAUCCCUGGAUGUAUCUGCUCCUGAUGUUAAUCUGCAUAUCAAGGCACCAAAAAUUGGAGUUUCUGGGCCUAAGUUAGGAGGUGGUGAAGUGGACCUCAAGGGGCCCAAAGUGGAUUUGGACACUCCAAGCUUAGAUGUCCACAUGGAGAGCCCAGAUAUUAAUAUUGAGGGGCCAGAUGUUAAAGUACCAAAGUUUAAGAAACCCAAGUUUGGAUUUGGUGCAAAAGGCCCCAAAGUUGAUAUCAAGACACCCUCAGUUGAUGUGACUGUCCCUGAAGCAGAGCUGAGUGUUGAGACUCCUGAAGUAAACAUAGGUGGCAAGGGCAAGAAAAGCAAGUUCAAAAUGCCUAAAAUUCACAUGAGCGGCCCUAAAGUUAAAGCCAAGAAACAGGGAUUUGAUUUGAAUGUUCCUGGAGGUGAGCUUGAGGCCAAUCUCAAGACCCCUGACGUGGAUGUCAGUGUUUCAGGGCCUGACGCUGCACUCAAAGCUGACGUAAAAUCUCCCAAAGUCAAGAAAACUAUGUUUGGAAAGAUGUACUUCCCAGAUGUGGAAUUUGACAUCAAGUCACCUAAAUUUAAAGCAGAGGCUCCCCUACCUAGCCCCAAGCUGGAAGGUGAGAUCAAGGCACCUGGUGUGGAUAUGUCUUCACCAGGGGUUCACGUGGAAGCACCUGAUAUCCAUGUGAAGGCUCCCAAGUUCAAGGUUCCAGGUGUGGACGUCUCGGUGCCAAAGAUAGAGGGCAACUUGAAAGGUCCCACAGUGCAGGCAAACUUGGACACACCUGACGUCAACAUUGAAGGCCCCGAUGCUAAAAUCAAAGCACCCUCCUUUAGUGUUUCUGCUCCUCAAGUCUCCAUACCCGAUGUGAAUGUCAAGUUGAAAGGACCAAAGGUAAAGGGUGAGGUUCCCAGCGCGGAACUGAAAGGACCUGAUGCUGAUCUGCAAGGUCCAGAAGGAAAAAUCAAGUUCCCUAAAUUCUCAUUGCCCAAGAUCAGUGCUCCUGGAGUGAAGAUGGAAGGUGAGGGCACUGAGAUCUCUGCCCAGAUUCCCUCUCUUGAAGGAGGCCUGAGCACAUCAGAUGUUAAGUUUGAAGGGCCUGAUAUUUCUGUAAAAGGCCCAGGAGUGGACUUGCCUUCAGUGGACAUCUCUAUGCCUAAACUUUCUGGGCCUGACCUUGACCUGAACUUGAAAGGACCAAGUUUGAAGGGAGACCUGGAAGCAUCCAGUCCCAGCAUGAAGCUACACGCUCCAGGUCUUGACCUCAAAGGUGUUGGUGGAAAAGUACAGAUAGGAGGAGAUGGUGUGAACGUGUCAGGGAUUGAUGCCACAACAGCACUUCAUGUGGGGGCACCAGAUGUGACACUGAAGGGACCAAGCCUACAGGGAGACUUGGCUGUGUCUGGGGACAUCAAGUGCCCUAAAAUUUCUGUGGGUACUCCUGAUCUCAGCUUAGAGGCCUCAGAAGGUGGUGUCAAACUUCCCCGCAUGAAGCUGCCUCAGUUUGGUGUUUCCACUCCGGGGUCUGACUUGGACAUGAACAUCAAGGGGCCACAAGUUUGUGGAGAACUAAAGGGGCCAGGGAUGGAUGUGAACCUGACAGGGCCUCAGACCUCCACGCCAAGCAUGGACUUUAACUUGGAAGGACCAAAAGUGAAGGGGAGCCUCGGGGCCGCUGUGGGAGGUCUUCCAGGCAUCAGCGUUCAAGGCCUAGAAGGAAGCCUUCAAAUGCCCGGGGUUAAGGCUUCUGGGUGUGGUGUGAAACUCCCAACAGGGCAGAUUUCUGGUCCUGAAAUUCAAGGAGAUCUGAAAGGUUCUGGAAUAGAUCUCCAUGGGGCUGUCCCCGAUAUCAGCAUUAAGGGACCUUCCUUUAAUGUGGCAUCUCCUGAGUCAGGUUUUAGUGUCAGCUUGAAAGGCCCCAAAGUCAAAGGAGGUGUAGAUGUUUCAGGCGGUGUCAGUGUCCCAGAUAUCAGCCUGGGUGAAGGGCAUAUGAGUGUCAAAGGCUCUGGAGCUGAGUGGAAGGGACCCCAGGUCUCCUCCUCUCUCAACGUGGAUACAUCCAAACUUGCUGGGAACCUUCAUUUCUCAGGACCAAAGAUAGAGGGAGGCGUGAAAGGAGGUCAGGUUGGACUCCAGGGCCCUGGUCUGAGUGUAUCUGGGCCUCAAGGUCACUUGGAAAGUGGAUCUGGAAAAGUAACAUUCCCCAAGAUGAAGAUCCCCAAGUUUACCUUCUCUGGCCGUGAGCUCGUUGGCAGAGAAGUAGGUGUGGAUGUCAACUUCCCUAAGGUGGAGGCCAGUGUGCAGGCUGGUGCCAGAGAAGGCGAGUGGGAAGAGUCUGAGGUGAAACUGAAAAAAUCCAAAAUCAAAAUGCCCAAAUUCAAUUUCUCCAAACCUAAAGGAAAAGGUGGUGCCACUGGCUCGCCAGAAGCAUCCAUCUCUGGGUCCAAAGGGGACCUGAAGAGCUCAAAGGCCAGCUUGGGCUCUCUGGAGGGAGAGGCAGAAGCUGAAGUGUCUUCACCCAAAGGCAAGUUCUCCCUAUUUAAAAGUAAGAAGCCACGACCCCGCUCCAACUCCUUCGGCGACGAGAGGGAGUCCUCGGCGCCUUCCACCCCGACUGGGACUUUGGAGUUUGCAGGUGGAGAAGCUAAAGGCAAACAUGGGAAGCUGAAAUUUGGUACCUUCGGUGGGUUAGGGUCAAAGAGCAAAGGUCAUUAUGAGGUGACUGGGAGUGAUGAUGAGGCAGGCAAGUUACAAGGGAGUGGAGUGUCCUUGGCCUCAAAGAAGUCCCGACUGUCUUCUUCCUCUAGCAAUGACAGUGGGACGAAGGCUGGCAUCCAGCUUCCGGAGGUAGAGCUAUCAAUUUCCACAAAGAAAGAGUAGUGGGCUCUGUAUGUGUGUACAUAUACAUAUGUAUAAAUGCAUCAGCCUUGGGUGUGUUUGUAUAUAAACUCCAAAGAGAAACACCCCAACAGCCUCAGCAAUAAUGCAAAGAUCUUGCCUCUGCCGAUGGCAAGUGCUGACAAACCAAGGCCUCUAGGCUCCUGGGACUCUGCAGCCAGGUAAAGAGUUCUAACUAAGCUCAUCUGGCCCAUGUGCAAAGUCAACAGUACUUGCCUUAAGAUUUCAGUGUUUUGGUUUCUUUCUUUCUUUCUUUUUUUUUUUUUUUUUCCUUUUGCAUUGAAUGCUGAGAGCUCGUGUUUACCAAGCAAGCUUUUAUGUUUAUCAUCCUUACUUUCCUGAACAUUGUUAGUACCUGGGUAGUGGAAACCCACAUUUUUUUUCCAUUGUAAUGACUUUGGGGGCUUUUGUGAGUAAGGGAGGGUGGGAUAAAAGGUGGCAGAGGGGGCCAGGUCUUCAUUGCUCUGAAGGGUGGACCUGUACGAACAGCGACAUCCUGGCAUGGCCCUGAGGAGGUGAUGGCCAGCAGGUGGUGUUUCUCAACCUCUGGAGCCUGACUUUUAUCUCCAGCUGUGUUGGUCCCAGCCUAGUUUGGUGCUCAAGGUGAGAGGGGAUUUGAAUCUGCUUGCAAAUUUCCCUGCCCACCAGGUCAAUGUGAGGGCCUUCCAUUCUGGGCUUGGUAAGAAAAGUGUUCAUCCGUGAGAAAAGUUCUGCUUUCUUUUUUAACAAAUGUCAUCAUGAUUAAAGAAGUGUCUGGCACUUUAAUGUCAAAUUCAUUGAGGAUGUAAGAAAGUUAAUGCUGUUUAAGGCAAAUAAAGCUGUUUAUUAACCCUGA